UAGAAAAUGAUGGUGAUCUUGAAGGUGGAUAGUCUUCAAAAUCCUGUAUGUUGAGGAUGGAUUCUCCUAAAUGAAAUAAGCAAGGCCUCGAUCCUGAUAGUGGAUGGAGCGAGGGGAAGAGCUGCAGGUCCCAGAUCUCAGCAAAGGCGAGGAUGACAAGAGCUGUCCAAGCCCCCAAAUAGGUGAGGGGCUGGCGAGCGUGGCCAGGGCAGAGGAUGCGGCACCGGGAAGGGGCGGCACCAGCACUGAUGUGGAGGGAGCGUGGCACAAAGACCCUGCUGCGGGGGCAGAGGAAGCGGCGCCCGGAGGCGGUGCAAGGGUGGAGGAGGCAGUGCCGGGAGGUAGCACUGAUGCAGAGCUGGCGCGGCACAGAGACCCCACCAUCAGGUGGCCCUUUAAAUGCGGCGACUGUGGGAAGAGCUUCCGGCAGAGUGCCAUGCUGACCAGGCACCAGCUACGGCAUGCGAGCGAGAGGCCGUACGUCUGCACCACCUGCAGCAAAGGCUUUUGCGACGGCGCGGCACUGGCUGCGCACCAACGGGCGCACACGGGCGAGCGUCCCUUCCCCUGUCUGGCGUGCGGCAAGGCCUUUGCCAGCAGCUCGGCGCUGCUGGUGCAUCAGCGCGUGCACGCUGGCGAGCGUCCCUAUCGCUGCGGGGAGUGCGGGCAGAGUUUCCGGCAGAGUGCCCACCUGACGCAGCACCAGCAGGGUGCCCACGCCGGCCCGCGCCCCCAUGCCUGCACUUACUGCGGCAAGAGCUUCGGGCUGCGCUGCACGUUGGCGCGGCACUUGCGGACACACCGUGUCAACAGCCCCACGCCUGCCCCGACUGCCCCCGCCGCUUCCGCCACUGUGCCCACCUGCUCCGGCACCGGCUGCUGGUGCACACGAGCGAGCGCCCCCAUCGCUGUGAGGAGUGCGGGCGCAGCUACACGCAGAGCUCCUACCUGCGCCAGCACCAGCGCAGUGCCCAUGCUGGCCAGCGCCCCCACACCUGUCCCUGACUGUGGCCAGGCCUUCGCCGACCGGGCCAACCUCCUGCGGCACCAGCGAGGCCACACGGACGCCCGGCCCCACACCUGUGCUGAGUGCGGGAAGCGCUUUGCCCAGCUGGCCAGCCUGGUGGAGCACCGCCGGCGGCACACGGGCGAGAAACCUCACGAGUGCCCCCGCUGCGGGCGCUGCUUCCGCCACCACUCGGCCCUGCUUCGCCACCAGCGCUCCCAUGCCGGGGAGCGCCCCUUCUGCUGUGGGCAGUGCGGGCGUGGCUACACCCGCAGCUCCAACCUCCUGCUGCACCAGCGGGUGCAUGCUGCUGAGUGACAUCCCCUCCGCCAGGACAUCACCGGCAGCCGGUGCCUCCCACACCACUCGUGCUGGGAUGGGCCUGGCCUGGCCCUGACCAGAGCGUGCACUCUUGCAUGGCCACUCCCCGCCCACUGCCCAGGAAUGGGGGUGGCUGGACCCAUCCAGGCACUGAGUGUGAGUGAAACUGCUGCCAGCACUCACGGUUUCUCCAGCCCCACGUAGCAACAUGGGGACAGAGCUUCCUGCAGGGUGGGGGCUUUGGGGAUGGAGGCUGUGCCCAGGCAGUGCCUGACCCCCUUUUUUUCUCCUCUUCGGCUGGCUGGUGCUGCCCGAUCUGCUGCCCCAACUCACUGGGCCCUGCCGUGUGGCCCAGCCAAGCCAAAACCCGCCCUGCAGCUGCCCAGCUGUGCCAGGGCGGGGGCACAGAAGCAGAGGGAUGCCAGCACUCAAUGCAGGCUUGUGGGAAAUGGGGGAGGGGCUGGCUGGAGGGAUGGAGAGGCUGCGGGUUGGGGGGAGCAGCUUCGAAUGAAUUUUCUAAAAUGUUUUGUUACAAAGUGAAAAUAAACCCGUGACGUUCUCAAGGCGCUGUGGGGUGUCUGCAGUGGGCAGGCACCGAGCCCCGUGUCCUGAGGGGAAUGCAAGCUCGGCACAGGCACCUGGGGUUGCUAUGGCUUCAUCCUGACUUCACUUUGGAGAAAUGUCUCUUUGGGGGUUUUGUUGCCGCCACAAUGUGUGUGACCGUGGGCAGUGCCACCUCCCUGCUCUGUGCCAGUUGCUCCGAGAGGAGCUAGCUACCUCCCUCCUCUGAGCAGGGACCGAUCCUUUGCAAGGCCUGUAACUGUUUCACGGCCAGGGCUGGCUCCAGGCACCAGCUGACCAAGCACGUACUUGGGGCGGCACCUUGCGGUGGGGUGGCGCUCGAGUUUUGGGUUUGGCUUGGCGGGGCAGCGCUGGAGGGGUUUU
Molecule: messenger RNA, 2272 nt
Organism: Gopherus flavomarginatus (Mexican gopher tortoise)
Lineage: Eukaryota; Metazoa; Chordata; Testudines; Testudinidae
Product: zinc finger protein 835-like
Exons: 4
Coding region: 104-1324 (406 amino acids)
Source: RefSeq, a predicted model, not a curated record